Messenger RNA from Pseudonaja textilis, 3088 nucleotides. Lineage: Eukaryota; Metazoa; Chordata; Lepidosauria; Squamata; Elapidae. The record is from RefSeq and is a predicted model, not a curated record.
GUUCCUUAUAUAUCCGCCUUCCGCUUCCUUCUCGGCGGUCUGGUGGUGGUGUGCAUGUUGCUCUCUAUCGUGCCCGGACCUGGCAAACAAAGCUGGAAACUGGGAUCCGAAAGGGGAUGCUGACCGAAAGGGGAAGCCAAAGAGCCUUUUCAACGGUAUCUGAUGUUGAACACGUGUAACUGGAUUGCUAGAGGCACGUACUGCAUGUAUCCAUCCUGCGAAAGAAUUGGAUCUAAUCAUGACUUUGCUAGAAGGCCCUCUGCCCAGUCUGCUGCUUGAAGCAAGAAGCUAAGCAAAUGGCACGCAGGAAAAAACCAAAGGACUCUCGAACUGCAGAUGUGGCAGCCAUCUUCUUGUACAGAUUGCUGCCUUGGGGCCGGCUAUGCCGUUGGUCCAGCCCAUUCCUGCAAUUCCUUGUCUUGAGCGUUGUGACAUUUGGUGUGAUUGCUCCCUUCACUUGCCGAGACCUCCUACAUUCUUACUUCUACAUGCGUGGUUGGUACCUGAGCUCAAUGACCCAACAUUUUUUAAAGCAGAACCAAGAGGAAGGCUUGAGUGCUCUCCGUUACUUCGAGCGACUGAAGAAUACAUCAGAGAAGUUGACCAAAGAGGCCUUGCCACCGUGGUUGCUGAUUACCAUCAUUACUGUCCAAAGGAGGCCGGAACUCCACUAUGUCCUUCAAGUAGCAGCCCACUUCCACCGCCUGCUCCAGGAAUGUGGCCCUUCUUGCCAGCACCAUCGGCUCUUACUCUGUAACGUGGAAACAGAUCCCAGCAACCACCAGGAUGCUAAGCUGCUUGCCACUUUCUUUGCUGUGGUGAACCGCUACAGCGGUCAGGAAAAUUUAGAUCUCUUCCCAAACCGUUUUGAGAAGGAGAAGCAAGAUUACACCUAUUGCCUUGAGAAAUCACUUCAGCUGUAUAGACCAGAACAUGUCCUGUUGGUGGAAGAUGAUACCCUCCCAGAAAAGGAGUUCUUUCCAGUCCUCCAUCACUUGUUAAAGACACGAUUCUCAAAGCCCCACCUCCGAGAUGCUCUCUAUAUCAAACUGUAUCAUCCCGAGAGACUUCAACAUUACAUCAAUCCAGAACCCAUGAGGAUCCUGGAAUGGCUCGGAUUAGGCAUGUUUUCAGGAUCCUUCUUGGGCUUUGUCUACUCAUGGGCAUCCAGCCGCUCCAGCCUUAGUUGGUCCAUUGUGUUGUUUUUUGCCCUGUACAGCAUGCUGCUAGUAGAGCUGGUUGGGCGCCACUAUCUCUUGGAACUUCGACGCCUGGCGCCAUCCUUCUACAACAUUAUGCCUGUGACCGAAUGCUGCACUCCAGCCAUGGUGUUCUCUGCUCCUUCAGCACACCGUGUUCUGGGUUACAUGAAAGAAGUUCAGUGUCGCCUCGGUUUUGCCAAAGAUAUUGCUCUUUAUUCACUGCUGCGUACCAAGGGCGAGCGUGCGUUUGUGAUUGAGCCCAAUCUGGUGAGACAUGUGGGGAUAUUUUCCUCUGUCAGGGUCAAUGAAAACCCAGAGCUGCUUUGACUUUUCAAUAUUUUUUUAAGGACUGAAACAGAUGAGCAAAUACUUGCCGAGCUUUGCUGCACUGAGCCAUCUCCAGUUGCAAGCUGGGGCUUGAAUCAAAUCAAAUAAUUAAGGUCAAUAAUGUUCUCUAGGAGUAAGCUUGGAAUUGUUUUCUAGCAUUCUAUGUUUAAAAAAAGAGAGAGUACACAAUAGCUCUAAAUCAGCCUUCCACACGAUGCCCUUCCACUGUGAGGUUGCAAUUCCGAGAAUCCCAGCCAAUGUGGCUGGUGGUAGUUUUGACUUACAAAUUCUAGGUUGUGAAAGUUAGCUCUGAUUGAUAGCUUACAGAUAAUGAAUAAGAGUUCCUCAGUUUUGUAGAAAUACCAGAGAUGAUGCUUUAACUUUUGGGUAUCAACUUAUAAAUUAUUUUUAAAUGGUUCUUUCCCAUAAUCAUGAAGCAUUAACUGAAAAGAGAAACUAUUUUUUAAAUUGCCUUAGUCUAUCUUUUCUGAGCUGAUGCCUUCGAGAUAUGUUGGCUGCAAAAUUGCCAACACUGCCCGUCAAUCUUCUGGAGGCUUGCAGUCCUAACCAAUCAAAAGGAUGCCAGCUUGGGAAGACUGGUGUACAUUCAAAGACAAAUGAUCAUUUUCAGUGAAAGUGUUAGGCCUGCGAUAAAUCUUAACAUUUCUUUCUUUCUUGUUCCAAAUCUUUCAUCUCUUUGUCACUUUCUCAUGAGCCAUUUAAGUGGGCUUUUGUGCAUACCUCCUGAAUAUUAAAGAUCCCUUGCAAAUGGCAAGCUCUCCUUGCUUGUAGAAACUUUUAAGUCAGCAACAAGGUAAGGUUGCUCAAUUUGAAGCAGCUAAAAUGGUUGGAGAUAGUUGAAUUAUGCGUUAUCCUAAUCUGUGUUUACAACAGAGUUGGCACGGCUGAGAAAAUGAAAAAGCCCAUUAGACUGAAUGAAAAGUCUAAUGAUGCUAAUAUUGUGGACAUAGUCAUAGCUGCAGAAAGUUUGAUUGUGCUCAAAUGUGGCUCUUCCUUUGCCCUAUCUAUUCUUGUCCCCUAUAUUAGUGACCCUGAUGGUAUAUCUUAUACCAAAGGCUCAGAUCACUCCAUUAACAGAUUUCUAGAAUCAGCUGAUCACCAGAAAUCCUAAAUCCUAAUCCUAAAACCCUCCAUCUAUGAAUUAGAAUUGCCAUGUCAAUUGCCAGCUAAUUUUGGCUUAGCAGUUUCUUACCGUUCCUUUUUCAUUUUGUUUUUCCCAAGGCAGGAAACCCUUGAAAUAUUUUCUACAACUGCCCAUCCCAAUCGGUUGCUUUCUUUUGAAAUGUACUGAUAGUACUGUUUAAAAAUCAGAUGCGCAUCAUUCAAAACCAUUCUAAAGGAAAUGUGACGUUCUCAUUUCUCUUGAUUUCCUCUGCAUUUGCUACCUCCUACUUCACAUACUACUCACACUGUUCCCUGUUAAUGGGCUUAUUAAAAAAUACAAGUGCCUUACUUAGAUGAUACCUAAACACUUUUAUAGAGAAGCUUUUUCUUCCUCUGACUCUGGGAAUCUGUGAGAAGAGCACGGCUUUUUCCAC